GAGCCCGGACAGCGGCAGAGAGCAAGGAGCAGCUCCGCAGUGACAUCCUGCCUAUAGCCUCCAGCGCCAUCGUCCCCCCACCAGCACCCAACAAGUGGUCUCCUGUCAGCGGCCGGUGAGCUGCGAGCAUUAUCUGGACGCUGUGGGCAAGAUGGUGGUUGCAGCGCGCGUAGACUGUGUUGUUGCAGCGGUCACCCUGUUGCACAGCCUGCAGGUGGGCCUGGCAGCUGUGGGUGUGGGAGGACACCACGACACCUGGGUACGAAACGACUUGCCUUCCCCCUACAGACGACCCCCGAGCUGGGUGUGGCCCAGCCACGAGGCUGGGAGGAGGAAGGCUGCCUUCACCAGACCCUGGGUGGACGCUACACCAAACAGCGCUUUCCCGCCCCGCCCGCCACACCCACCCCGCGCCCUCCACACCCUGACGACUCCAUUCAACCACAACAACUUCAUCACAGAUGGAGAAGACUACGAGGACGAGGACGCCACACACAUGUUCUGGCUGCCACAGUCUGGUCGGCCCUACACGUCUCCACAACACUCCGCCUCCCUGCAGGGCCUCCAGCACCUCCUGGAGGAUGAGGUCAGACCAGGACACCCUCCCGUCAAGGCCAAUCGACUGCGUCUUGAGGCUGACCAAACCCUCGAAGACAACCUAGCCAGCCCCCAAGGACAGCUCCCACAGCCCUUGGGGCGAGGACUGAACUCUUUCAGAAAUAACCUAAACACCCAGACUCCUGGCCGCGAUACCUACAGUGGCCAGUUGCCAGUUAUUAACUACAACUUUCAACGGGAAUCGAAUCUCAGAAAUGACUUACUUCGCAACAGCCAUUCACUGCCAGCUACGUGGCAACGUUUUACUGGCUCUCAGCAGUCACCUGAUUUCCUGGUGAGCAACACUGCUCAAUUUCCUCAAGAUUUUGAUCGUCCAAACAAGUUUUCCAAAGAGUUGCCACCGUCAGACCAGUAUUUACAAACGUUUCCGGAAGAAGAACCUCUCCAAACCAAUUUCUUCGACGAAGACCAUUUGCCGAGAAGUUUCGGGGGUCCUGAUGUCACAAGCGAACUGGACGACGAGGACUUCCAGGAUCAAAUGACAAUCCCUGAGCACUUCAUGGAGCCCCACACGCUACAGGAGCUCAGCCACCAACAGCCUUUCCUCGACCAAGAACCCGUAGGAGGCGCACAUAGCUUCCCUGUCCAGCAAUCUUCAGAUCUUUCCCUCCCGGACGGGCAUAGUUGGAUCCCGUCAUCGCUAUCUGGACUAAAUUUACCAUCGUCUAAGGACGUCAUCUCCGUUUUCACUAAUCCUGAACUGACCAAGGAAGGCCAACGAGGUAGUAGGAUAAUCAGAGCUACAGUGUCACUCUCAGAAGCGUGCCACGCCCGCAACCUGCACACCUGCGGCAGCAGAGUCAUCCGCGAGUUCAACCACGAACGCGCUCACGCCGAGACCUGCACCAUCAGGGAGGAGUUCUUGGACUGCAUGGAGCAUCGGAGGGACGAGCCGUGCCGCCCGAGUGGCGUUACCUUCAGUAGGAGCGAGACCAAGCUGAUUAGAGACAAGAUCAAGUUACUGCUGUGGUCAGCGCGGGGCUGUAUUCUCGGACUCUCAGCUUAGCCUUCUGUCUCCCUCUAUAAUAUCCUGUCUCUCCGUCUGGCUUUCUGUCGCCCCCCGUAAUGUUCUGUCUCUCCCUCUGGCCCUCUGUCUACCUACAAUAUCUGUAUAGCCACUCCGUGUUCUCUUGUCUCCCAACACCGUCCUUGUGCCCUUCCGCCUGCUUGAAGACAUGAUGUUUGGUCAUCACCCCCGGAAGUCGUUCAUGUUUAUCUAAUGUAAAGGUGAUGAUAACUAAGGGUCCUGACGCUCCCGGAGUGUGUGUAGCUUGAGCUCCGUAACCUAUCACCCCAUCAAUUAAUACCGGAAUCAGCAAUGUAGGCUUCCAAUUGGGCGUGUUAACUACCUUACCCUUGUCUCCUGAAUAUUGCAAUCGUUGUGUGAAGGUCGCCGUGGCUCAGAUGCGCUCGGCUCUUCUGUUAGAACUACUCAGAGGCCAUAAGAAGUCCCGCGGAUAAACUGCCACCGUUAAAAUUACCUGAAAGGCAUUCUUGGGGCAGGACAAAUGUCAAGAGUGAUUAGUACAGGGAAUGAACAUGUUGAAAGACCACCUGCGGUCGGGACAAACACUUCCCACAGUGUCAUAGACGGAGAGGUUCAACAUCUUUCACACCUUGAGGUUAUCUUGAGGUUAUCUUGAGAUGAUUUCGGGGCUUUAGUGUCCCUGCGGCCCGGUCCUCGACCAGGCCUCCACCUCCAGGAAGCAGCCUGUGACAGCUGAUUAAUACCCAGGUACC
Molecule: messenger RNA, 2358 nt
Organism: Procambarus clarkii (red swamp crayfish)
Lineage: Eukaryota; Metazoa; Arthropoda; Malacostraca; Decapoda; Cambaridae
Source: RefSeq, a predicted model, not a curated record